Prosopis cineraria is the source of this 594-nucleotide messenger RNA. RefSeq lists its product as uncharacterized. The transcript is spliced from 3 exons. Lineage: Eukaryota; Viridiplantae; Streptophyta; Magnoliopsida; Fabales; Fabaceae. The record is from RefSeq and is a predicted model, not a curated record. The coding region runs from base 1 to 594 and encodes 197 amino acids.
AUGGAAGAUCAUGCAAAUGAAGUGGCUGAUACUUCUUUGCCCCUUAAUAUGGAAGCUUCUAUGCUUUUUCCACCGAAAGGCAUGGAGAUUGACAUGAAUGAUAUGAUAGGAGAGAAGAAUAUUACAACCAAGAGAUUCAUGUUUAGUGAGGAUAGCUUGUGUACACUAAAAGAAGAAAUUUCAAGGGGAUUCAGCUUUAUGCCCACUAGGGUUCAAGGUGUGACAACUUUGAUAUGGAAACCUGCCUUUGAAGAAUUAAAUUCAGGUAAUCUCUUUGUGCCUGCAUUUUCUCCAUUCCUUGAAGUUGAUAAAGAAAACAAUGUAGAGCUACAAGAUUUGGCAGAAGUAGUGAAAAAAGCCAUUAAAAUGGUUGAUGGAGAUCAUGCGAGCAAGCUUCAAGGAUAUGGUGAAGAACUUAUUGAAAUUCUUGAAUCAAAUUUACGAAAGUUUUGGAGCUUCUACCAGAAAUGUAAUGAUUUUGAUGCCAGCAAGAUCAGAGAUGGAAUAGAGGCUUGGGUCACCUUGAAGGAACAUCAUAUGAUCCGAUUUCAAAACAACUGCCAGCUUCUUCAGUUUGCUUCUUUUGAUCCUUAA